GCCAGGUCGUGACGUCACUUGCCUCCCCUAGAAACCUUCCUCGGCGUCUCCGUAGGAGAAAGAAUAUCAAACAUGGGUUUGUUAUCAAUCCUUCGAAAACUGAAGAGUGCCCCUGACCAAGAGGUGCGCAUCCUGCUUUUGGGUCUUGACAAUGGAGGAAAGACAACACUACUCAAGCAACUAGCUUCUGAGGACAUUAGUCAUAUCACUCCCACACAGGGCUUCAAUAUUAAGAGUGUCCAGUCACAGGGAUUCAAGCUGAAUGUGUGGGAUAUAGGUGGGCAGAGGAAGAUCAGACCAUACUGGAGAAACUACUUUGAAAACACUGAUAUACUUAUUUACGUCAUAGACAGUGCAGAUCGAAAGAGGUUUGAAGAAACAGGGCAGGAGCUGGCUGAGUUGCUGGAUGAAGAGAAACUUAGUGGCGUCCCUGUUCUCGUCUUUGCCAACAAGCAGGACCUGCUCACUGCAGCUCCUGCCUCGGAGAUCGCCGAGGGCCUAAACCUGCACACCAUCCGAGACCGCAUAUGGCAGAUCCAGUCCUGCUCUGCUCUUACGGGAGAGGGAGUCCAGGAUGGCAUGAACUGGGUUUGCAAGAAUGUCACAGCAAAGAAGAAGUAGGAGCAUUAGUACAUUAAAGCUUCUCCGGGCAUUGUGUGGAAAAACAAAACGCUGUGCACUAUGUGGAUUGUUCACCAGCUGGUCCAGGUUACAGGGGAAUGACCUCUUCUGACAGCAGCUGGGGAGGCCUAGGACAAGUCAUCCAUGAUACUCCCCAGUUGUCCACUGCAACUGCACUGCAAGUCCCCUGCAACAUUCCUCUGGGACCCACCAUGUGAUGUCAUGAGUUCCCCUCUCACUUUACUAUUCCUUUGUAAAACUUGCUCUGAAAAUUCAAUGCUACAUCUAGUCAAGUACCACAGCCGUUAACCCCUAACACUAGGCUUACCUUACCAGUGCUAGCCAUGCUUGGGUCUUACGGAUGCUUACUAUAUUUACUAUAUGUAUUUCAAGACUAAACUUCUCUUCUUGGCCAAGUCUGUUUGUCAUCUGUCUGCAAAGGCUUGUUACUUCAUGAGUAGCAGUUUUACAGUGUGUGGUCAUCCAUGGAAAACAUUUUUGAGAGUGCUGCUUUUAUGAGUGGAAACUGAAGGUUUUGUGUCAUUUCUGGAUGUGUGUGUGUGUGUGUGAGAGAGAGAGAGUGUCUCAGAUUAGUGUACCAAUUUUAGAAAGAUGUGGUUUGACAUUACACACUUAUUGGAGGUGUCGGUAUAUGCAGAUGCAAUGCUGAGUGUUUUUCUCUGUGUAUAUUAUUGAACACUUCUUUUACAUCUGAGAGUUUAGUUCUUGAAGGGACCUUUGUGUAACUUGCUUCAAAAGAGCAUUCUGCUGGCUGAGACUGGAAUUGUUGACGGGUGUGCUGGUGACUGGUUUAGCAGGCUUAAGCAUCUGGUUGUAGCAGUGGAAAUGUGUUGUGUGUUUUUUUUGUGAGACAGUAUGUGUGCUACAGGUUGGCCUGGGUCACCACUAACUAGAGCAGGUGUGUGUGUGUUUUGGGGAGGUAACUUUAAUUUCUGCAUUGGGUUUCAUUCAUUGGGUUCCAGUGCACCACAAUACAAUAGGGAUUUAUGUUGGUACCUCUAGUCUUACCACCCACUUUAUUUAUUUUUAUUUUUUUUAAGAAACUUAUUUAUUUGGCAUACCUUGUAAGUGUACAUUCAGAGGAUAUAGCCCAUCUGUUCAUAUGCAUACUUUAGGCUAGUCAUCACUGGUCAGUUUCUGACUACAUGACCCCCUUUUGGGCUCUGCCGGAUGCUCCUAGUAGCAUAGCGGUCUCCUCACUGAUGCCACUCCAACAUCACAGUCAAAUUGCAUAGAGAAUUGUUCACUGUCAUAAUAUCCGCUCAGCAAUGGUCCUCUGGUCUGGAACUAUCUAGUGAUGAAUGGGGUGGAGGGUGGCAGAAAAAUAUGUGCAUGACAACAAAUUAUAAUUAUACCCAGAUUACAGUUUGUAAUUAUACACCUAUAAAAUGUACCUGUAAGAUUUGUGUACCUAAUAAAGUAACCAGUAGGUAUAGAUGCAAGGUGUUUCUGAUAUAGAGGGUGGUGAGUGUAUAUGCUGUUGUUUUACUAUUUUAUUGUUGUUUUUCUUGUUUGUUUGUUUUUUGUUUCUUUGUUUAGUUUUUCCCUCAUUCAUUUGAUUGUCUGAGUAAAACAUUUGAAAUGAAUAUUACAAUGACUGAUGUUCAGCAUUUUGAAAGAUACAAAAAAAAUGUUUGAAUUUAUACAAAAAUCAUCUUCCAUCUAACUGUUUCUAUGGAAUCUCCAACAUCAUAUAUGAGAAGGAGAUGCUGCUGGCACAGUAACAGACCAAGAAAUAUUGGUGUCCUACAUACUGGGUUCUUUUGGUGUCUUCCUGUAGGCAGCCGGGUUUUUUGUUGAAUGCAGGAAAUUAUUGUAAAGUAGAAUGUCUGCUGUCCUAUUUGGUCAUAGUUCAGCGUGACUUAAUGUAUGACUCUCUUUUGUAGAUUGUUUUCUUUUUUGUGUCUUGUUUGCUUAUAUUUUUCAUAUUUAGUGAUUAAAACACCAUGCUGUCUGUAACAUUUCA
Molecule: messenger RNA, 2608 nt
Organism: Electrophorus electricus (electric eel)
Lineage: Eukaryota; Metazoa; Chordata; Actinopteri; Gymnotiformes; Gymnotidae
Gene: arl3a
Product: ADP ribosylation factor like GTPase 3a
Molecular function (GO): GTPase activity; GTP binding
Source: RefSeq, a predicted model, not a curated record